This is a messenger RNA of Funneliformis caledonium, 2763 nucleotides long. NCBI's taxonomy places the organism in Eukaryota, Fungi, Glomeromycota, Glomeromycetes, Glomerales, Glomeraceae. The record is from the annotation of a GenBank genome assembly.
AUGCCACAAAAGAUCAAUAAAGAAACAUCUUUAGAAUGUUUGGUUAUCAUCGUUCUAGACGGUAGCUAUCUUCUAGAGGACCACUUUGAAACUAUUUUUGAUGCUUACCUUGAGCCUAUACUCAAACAUAUGAAACUGCCUAUUUUAAUAGAGCAAGAGGACAAAGAUAAGAACGAGAUACAAAAGGAAAAAAUUACACCCAAGUUGAAGAGUGGACUUGUUAUUUUUGGGAACUAUGAGCCUAUUUCGCGGUCUCCAGUUACGACAUACUAUUUUGAAGAGAACUUAUCACAAUUCGAAAAGCUUAUAAAGAGCAUAGAAUUCGAGGAUGGCGGUAUGAGAGAAAACGCAGUAGCCGAAGGUUUGGUUGCUGCGCUAGAGAUGUUUGAUGCAUAUAAAAGUCAGACGAAGUCCGAAAAUCUUGAACCAAGAAAGCAUUGCCUUCUCAUAUCUAAUAGUCACCCAUGUCCUGACCUCGUUCAUCGAAAUAUUGACGAGAAAUAUGAUCAAUUUUCUAUGAAUCAAAUCGUAGAAGAGAUGAAAAAACAAAAUAUUCAUCUUUCAUUAAUAACUCCAGAAAGAAAUUUUACGAAAUUGGAAGAGCUUGUAACAGAGGUCAAUCAAGACAUUGAAGUUCAUAAUGCAGCAGAUGUAAUAAAUUCAUCUCACGUAGUUAAGUUAGCAGGUUUCAAACCUCUUUUUACACAUCCAAAAGAAGUAUCUACAGCAAUAAAGAGGAAACGUGAGGAUUCAACGAGUUCCAUAGGUACUGUUGAAAAACCAAAAAAAGUAAAACUCGAACCGACACAAGAUCCUGUAAAAGGGCAGUCGACUGCCCCCAAUGGGUUACCCGUGCAACUUGCACAACCUCUACAGGCUCCGGCAUCAAAUAAGAAAGAUCAGAUAACAGCUACCCAAAAUUCUCCUGUACAACAGCAUCCAAGUAGUCAACCACCUGUUGUCAAUACGGCGACACCAGCGCAUGUACCUAUGUCACAGACGCCUGCUGUUACGAAUGCUACAUUACCAAAUACCAAUGCUCUACAGAGUUCGCCGAAUGCGCUUGCUCAUAUUCAGCAACCCGUUAAAACCGCUAAUCAGGUUGCUUCGAGCAUUGUUGCUACAAUGCAUGUGCAACCUUCUGCUACUUCUACUACAGCAAUAUCUCAGUCGCCUUUAUUUAUCCAGCAACAAUCUAUACCAGGUUCUAUAGCUCGCCCUCAACAGAAUAUGCCAGGAGUCAAAUAUCCUCCUAAUUCCAUGACGCAAUUUAAUAUGCAGUUGGCUGCAAUGACACCAGAACAACGUAAACAUUUUAUAGCUAAUCUUAAAAAUCAACCACCAUUUCGAAAUGCACAAUUUUUUAGAAAUACGUUAGCUACUAAUGCACAGCAGCAAUUAAUUCGACAAAAUACUAUACUCCAGCAUGAGUUGGCUGCAAGUCAACAAAAUCUUGCGAAUGUAUUUAGACGUCAGAUGCUUCAAUUUAAUAAUGGAACACAAGUAAAUAUUGGCCAACAACCAAUUGGAGGAAAUUUUGCAACUUCAGCUACUAUAAAUGAAGCAGCAAGUUCACAAUCUCUCAAUGGUACCGAAGCAUCAUCAGCCGCAACUACUGCACAACAGCUUAGUGCGUUUAACUCGUUGACAUCUCCUAUGAGCAUUUCCACCAACUCUCAAUCUGUUGGUUAUACUACCGCGUCAACAUCCAUUGGUGCGCAAUUCAGAGGACAAAUGCCUACAAGUUCGAUAGGCACAGUGAAUGCUGCUACAAUCGGCGCACAAUUGCCCGCGUCUACCAUGAUGAGCUCUACUUCCACUGCUAGUAUGAAUAAUAGUGUUAUAGGACAAAGUACUAAGACGUCCGUUGGAGUUGCAACUUCAAUUAAUGGUAACCUAAUUCGUCCUAGCAUAGCUUCUUCAAAGACAAUCAAUGCAUUAUGGAAUGGUCAAAUUAUGUGGUCAUCUAGCAAUCAACAUACUAAAAUAAAGCGUGAACUUACUUGCCGAGUGACUGCUUUCCCAGUUACUAAUAAGAAGCCUACGCAAACGCAACCGCAACCGCAACCAGAUUAUAUGAUUUCAUGCUGGCCAGAAAAAAUGGAAAUUUCUGGCAUUAAUAAUGUUAAAGAUGUCGUAAACGUUGUGAGUUCAAAUCCGAGAGUUUUACUUUUGCCAACACCGACCCCACCUUCUACACAAGAAAAUAAUAAUAGUUUUGCAAUCUUGAUGCGAACUUUGGAUACCAGGAAGAUGGCUGCCUUUGUACGCUUUCCUAAUGCUCCAAAUCCAAACGGAGGUAUAGUUCUUUACCCUACCGGACAAAAAAUUGUUGGUUUGCUUUUUUUGGAUACACCAUUGCCAACAAGCGUAACGGUUGCUUCGCAAGCACAACAAUUUCGACCUCCACAAGCACAGCAACCGACGAUGCAAAUGCCAACAGCUGCACAAGUAUUACAACAAAACGCUUUUCAACAUAUUCAUCAACAGCAACAAAUGCAAGCAUUAGCGCAUUUGCAACAACAGUCUAUAGCUAACUUGCCACCAAAUAUGCAGCAAGCGUUAAUGCUUCAACAACAGCAACGACAGGCUAUGCAACCUGCUCUAUUACAAAACCUACAAGUUGGAAGUGAACAAGCUUUGUUACGACGUCGAAUGGCUAAUUUAUUUCAGACGGCUAGUAAUGCCAAUACCGACAUUAAUAAUCAACAAAUGUUGGAUAUAUUGCGAACGAGACAAUCUUCUCAACAACCAACUCAAUAA